Molecule: messenger RNA, 1474 nt
Organism: Chiroxiphia lanceolata (lance-tailed manakin)
Lineage: Eukaryota; Metazoa; Chordata; Aves; Passeriformes; Pipridae
Gene: MRPL42
Product: mitochondrial ribosomal protein L42
Exons: 6
Coding region: 581-1021 (146 amino acids)
Cellular component (GO): mitochondrial large ribosomal subunit
Source: RefSeq, a predicted model, not a curated record
GUUUCAUAACGGGGACUCUUUUCCUUGCUUUGACGGAUCACUGAUUUAUUUAUUUUUAAGUUAAAUAUUUUCUUUAAUUAUAAAAGUGUCAGGUUUCGUGUUUCUUCGCAUUGCUGGCACACGUGUCCUGUGUCUUUGAACUGUCUCCAGUUGUGGUUUUUUAAGCAUCAUAAUAAGUUUCUCUUUGAAGCAGUUUUUUUUUUUCUCAGUAGACAAUGAAAACAUAAGAUGUCUUUCUGCUUCUGUGAAGUCUGGGGUAAUAUUUACGGUAUUCUAAACGGUGUUUCUUGGUUUCUAGGUGUAUUGCUUUUGAGAUGGAUGAAACCAUCUGACUUCAUUUAGACAGUUUAACUACAGCAGGUGUUAUUUAUAAGUACUUCUGUUUUUAUACUAGGUGAUGGUAUUUACAUUGUGAACAAGAAGAACGUGUUUCAGGAAUAAUUCUAUGGAGUGUGCAGAAGGAAGGAUCAAAUUUUAGUUAUGAAACUGGUUUCUUUCAAAGAGUGUUCUGCAGAGAAAAAGGAUACGUGUCUCUUUGAGUUCCAUCGAGUCCCGGACUGGUUUCCUCUCUGCUGUCCACAUGGCACUGUCUCUUAGAACUGCAUGGUCCAGCCUCUUUUGGAUGCGUUCGGUAGCACCCUGUAAGCAGGCCCCGCUGCACAAGGGAGCCGUGUAUCAUGCUUGCCAUAAAUCUACAUACUCGGUUCUCCCUGAAGACUACAACUGCAAAGUGGAACUUGCAGUGACAUCAGAUUUGAAGACAAUUGUUUGCUACCACCCUUCGCUUGAGAUUCCAUAUGAGCAUACAAAACCCAUACCACGGCCAGAUCCAGUGAAUAAUAAAGAAGAAAACCUUGAUCAAGUUUUGAAAUCCAGAUUGAAUGAAAAAGAGCUAAAGAACAAAACAGGUCCUACAAUUGAAGAGCUCAGCAAAAUGUUUUACACAACUAAACAUCGCUGGUAUCCUGUGGGACAGUAUCACAGAAGACGCAGGAAUCCUAAUCCUCCCAAAGACCGAUAAUUAAGAUAAUUUCUUGAUCAUCAGCACUUUGCUGUUAAUCUUUAUUAGAAAUAAAAAUUACAGAAAGUGAGAUGUUUGGCUAUAACAAAACACGCUUAACUUGAUUUGACUGUUAUUUUCCAUUUCAGCUAGUUGACAGAAAAAUGGCACUGAUGAGACAGAGCGUCAGUGAAGGCAGUUGUGCAUGUGCCUGGUCAGCACAUGGGCCGGUUUUAGAAUGGAGAACGGGAUGUAACAGGCCAUGGAGCGCUCUGACUAAACUUGGUCACAGCCUCAUUGUUUAUAAGGUGAAUCCAUACAAGUCUUGUGUCAAAAUGGGAAGUCUAGGAAUGGACAUAUUAGGGUUUGGUGGUUUGCUGGGGGUAAUAAUUUUUUUUCUUUAGAAAUCUAGUACCGUAAAUGCAGGUAAGCUUGAAUACUGAGGUAUUAAUAAAAGAGUGUUUAUGAAAAAUA